UAGGGGAGGAAGGGAGAAAAACCCUAUUCCCUCUUGUGGAUGCUUCUCUGAUAGUGGAAAGAAUAUUAUUAUGAAGAGCUGAUUAAUAUUGGAGCUGGAGGGACGGUGUGGAUAAUCCCUGCAGGAAAACCUUGUGGCUACACAGUCAUUUAGAAUAUUUGGAAGUGAGAUAGAGAAGCAGGAUUUCUGAUCUCCUCUCCCCAGUGCAGGGAGAGACUUGGUUUAUUCCGGCUGCAGAAGCAAAGAGCUGUUCAAUGUAGUGGGGUUUUCUUUGCAAGAAUACCUGACCUCCUUUUCCAGAGAUUCCCACAGAAUCUGCCAUGAGAACCAUCUCUGGAUGGCUGAAGUGGGGGCACAGGACAGGGUGCAGCUGCGCAUCCAGAAGGAUAUGGGGGGCAUGGUGGGUUUUGGGGCUCCUGGAAGUGCAAAGUUGGAGCAGACUGGUCUUCAUCAGCUUUGGGCUAUUGGCUGCAUCAGCAACGGGUCAGAAUUGCAGUUUCACUCAUCAAGAACCAAAUGGAACCGUAGAAAGUCCAGGUUUCCCAUAUGGAUAUCCAAAUUAUGCCAAUUGCACUUGGACUAUUAGUACAGAAGCGCAAAAUCGAAUACAGUUGUGGUUCCAUUCAUUUGCCUUAGAAGAAGAUUUUGAUGUCCUAUCUGUAUAUGAUGGAGAGCUAACAGCUGAAAACCUAAGAACAAGGUUAACGGGUUUUCAUCUUCCAGCUCCAAUUGUGAGUAGUGGAAAUCGCCUCACUCUGUGGAUGGUGUCGGACUACGCAGUCAGUGCUCAAGGUUUCCGCUCUACCUAUGAAGUCUUGCCAAGCCACACAUGUGGAAAUCCUGGACGGCUACAGAACGGCUUGCAACAGGGGACAUCAUUUAACGUAGGAGACAAGGUCCGCUACAGCUGCAAUGUUGGGUAUAUACUUGAAGGACAUGCCUUGCUAACCUGCGUAUCAAGCUCCCAGAACAGCGCCUCUUGGGAUUUUCCACUUCCUACCUGCAGAACGGAUGAUGCAUGCGGAGGAACGUUGAGAGGCCAAAGUGGAAUCAUCACAAGUCCUCAUUUCCCAUCGGAAUACAAUAAUAAUGCUGACUGCACAUGGACAAUCCUUGCAGAGGUUGGAGAUACAAUUGCUUUGAUCUUCACAGACUUUCAGUUAGAAGAUGCGUAUGACUACCUGGAAGUCACAGGAACAGAAGGCUCAUCUCUCUGGUUUACAGGAUACAGUUUACCACCCCCAGUCAUCAGCAGCAAGAACUGGCUACGAAUUCACUUUACAUCAGAUGGUAAUCAUAGACAGAAGGGUUUCAGUGCGCAAUACCAAGUGAAAAAACAAAUGGAGAUGAAAUCGAGAGGAGUCAAGCUUCUCCCCAACAAGGACAGCAACCAGAAGACAUCAGUGUUAACGCAGGUGGGUGUUUACCAAGGACACCACUUGUGUCCCGACCCAGGAACUCCUGAACAUGGAAAAAGAAUAGGUUCUGAUUUCAGGCUUGGAUCCAGCAUCCAGUUCCUGUGCAAUGAUGGGUAUGAUCUGCAAGGUUCCAAAAGCAUCAGCUGCAUGAAAGUGAGCGACAUGUUUGCUGCUUGGAGUGAUCACCGACCUAUUUGCAGAGCAAGAAUGUGUGAUGCUCAUCUUCGCGGACCAUCUGGGAUUAUCACAUCCCCUAACUAUCCAGUCCAGUAUGACAGCAAUGCGCUCUGUGUCUGGAUUAUUACAGCCAUCAACCCAUCUAAGGUGAUCAAGUUGACAUUUGAAGAAUUUGAGCUGGAAAGAGGGUAUGACACUCUGACCGUCGGAGAUGGGGGAAAGGCAGAGGACCAAAAGUCUGUACUCUAUGUACUGACGGGUGCUAGCGUUCCUGAUCUGAUAGUGAGCUCCAACCACCAGAUGUGGCUUCUCUUCAGGACUGACUCUUCAGGGAGUAGCUUGGGUUUUAAGGCUUCUUAUGAAGAAAUAGACCAAGGGAGCUGCGGGGAUCCAGGAAUUCCAGCAUUCGGAACGAGAGAAGGUUCAAGAUUCCGACAUGGAGACACUUUGGUAUUCCGGUGCCAGCCAGCAUUUGAGCUGGUUGGACAGUCGACAAUCACAUGCCAAAAGAACAGCCAGUGGUCUGCCAGAAAACCUAGUUGUGUGUUUUCAUGCUUCUUUAAUUUCACCACCCCAUCUGGAAACGUUCUGUCUCCAAACUACCCAGAAGAAUACAGCAAUCACCUGCACUGUGUGUGGUUGAUCAUAGCCAAGCCUGAGAGCCGAAUCCACUUGGCAUUCAAUGACUUUGACGUUGAACCCCAGUUUGACUUCCUAGCAGUAAAAGAUGGAGGCUCUCCGGAAUCACCUGUCUUGGGCACUUUCUCAGGGAACCAAGUACCACCUUCAUUGACAAGCAGCGGUCAUGUGUUAAGACUGGAGUUCCAGACUGACCAUUCCACUGAAAAGCGGGGAUUUAAUAUCACAUUUACCACUUUCAGACACAAUGAAUGCCCUGAUCCUGGCGUACCAGUGAAUGGAAAGAGGUUUGGAGAGAGCUUGCAGCUGGGAAACUCAGUGUCCUUCCUAUGUGAUGAUGGCUUUAUCCGGACACAUGGCUCAGAAACCAUCACCUGUAUCUUAAAAGAAGGAAAUGUUGUCUGGAACAGCGCAGUACUGAGAUGUGAAGCCCCAUGUGGUGGACACCUGACUGCUCCGAGUGGAAUGAUUCUGUCCCCUGGGUGGCCUGGGUUCUACAAGGACUCCUUGAACUGUGUUUGGGUACUUGAAGCGCAGCCUGGGUACCCCAUAAAAAUCACAUUUGACAAGUUCAAGACUGAAGUAAAUUAUGACACCCUGGAGGUGAGAGAUGGAAAGUCUUAUUCUUCCCCAUUGAUUGGGGUCUAUGACGGGACACAGGUUCCCCAGUUCCUGAUCAGUACCAGCAACUUCCUCUAUCUCCUCUUCAGCACUGACAAAAGCCACUCCGAUGUUGGGUUCCAAAUUCGAUAUGAAACUGUAAAACUGCAGUCAGAUCACUGUCUUGAUCCAGGAAUCCCAGUCAAUGGUCAGAGACAUGGCAAUGAUUUUUAUGUUGGAGCUCUUGUGACUUUCAGCUGUGAUUCAGGUUACACCCUCAGUGAUGACCAGGCACUGGAAUGUGAGCCCAACUUUCAGUGGAGCAGGCCACUGCCAAGCUGUGAAGCUCUUUGUGGAGGUUAUAUCCAAGGAUCAAGUGGAACAAUCCUAUCUCCUGGUUUUCCUGAUUUUUACCCCAAUAACUUGAAUUGUACCUGGACUAUAGAAACUUCCCAUGGGAAAGGUGUAUUCUUCACCUUCCACACCUUUCACCUAGAGAGCGGACAUGAUUUUCUACUCAUCACAGAGAAUAGUAGUUUCAGCCAGCCACUAAAACGUCUCACUGGGUCAAGACUACCGGCUCCUAUUAGUGCUGGGCUGUAUGGAAACUUCACGGCACAACUUCGCUUUCUGUCAGACUUUUCCAUGUCUUAUGAAGGUUUUAAUGUCACUUUUUCAGAAUAUGAUCUGGAGCCAUGUGAUGAGCCUGAAGUCCCAGCCUACAGCAUCCGUAGUGGUCUACAAUUUGGAGUUGGUGAUUCUUUGUCAUUCUCCUGCUUCCCCGGAUACCGCCUGGAAGGAGCUUCUCGUAUCACCUGCCUGGGAGGUAGACGGCGUGUGUGGAGUUCGCCUCUCCCAAGGUGUGUUGCUGAGUGUGGAGCAUCAGUCACUGGAACCCAAGGUGUCCUGUUGUCCCCCAACUACCCAGCCAACUAUAGCAACCACCAUGAGUGCAUCUACUCCAUCCAGAGCCAACCUGGGAAAGGUGUACAGCUGAGAGCACGGGCAUUUGAUCUUGCGUCUGGAGACUACAUUAAGGUUUAUGAUGGGCACAAUAAUUCUGCUCGACUUCUUGGAAAGUUUAGCCUUUCCGAGAUGCUGGGACGGAGUCUGAACAGCACGUCUAGUGCAUUGUGGUUGGAGUUCAUCACUGAUGCAGGAAAUACCAGUAAAGGAUUUGAGCUGUAUUAUUCCAGUUUUGAGUUGAUUAAAUGUGAGGACCCAGGGACACCACUCUAUGGCUACAAGGACAGAGAUGAGGGGCAUUUUGCAGGAAGUUCGGUCUCUUUCAGCUGUGAUCCUGGUUACAGCUUACGUGGCAGUCGCGUUUUAGUGUGCUUGACUGGAGAACGCAGAGUCUGGGACCAGCCGCUCCCCUUGUGCGUAGCGGAGUGUGGAGGUCAAAUCCGAGGAGAUAAAGUGGGCAGAGUAUUGUCUCCAGGGUAUCCUGCACCCUAUGAUCACAACCUCAAUUGUGUAUGGGUUAUUGAAGCAGAUGCUGGCUGUACCAUUGGAUUACACUUCACUGUUUUCCACACUGAGGACGUUCAUGAUGUUCUGAGGAUAUGGGAUGGGUCUAUGGAGAGUGGUAUUCUCAUGAAGGAGUUGAGCGGUUCCACUUUGCCUCCGGACAUACACAGCACUUUCAGUUCUGUAACUUUGCAAUUCAAUACUGACUUCUUCACCAGCAAACAAGGAUUUUCCAUCCAUUACUCAGUUACCACAGCUACUUCCUGUAAUGAUCCCGGAAUACCUCAAAAUGGAAGCCGCAGUGGGGACAGUCGUGAUGCUGGGGACUCCAUUGUGUUCCAGUGUGACCCAGGAUACCUUUUAGAAGGUGAAGCCAAGAUCAACUGUGUUCAGAUUGCAGACAGGUUUUAUUGGAACCCCAAUCCUCCAGUCUGCAUUGCUCCAUGUGGUGGAAAUUUAACUGGACCAACAGGGGUGAUCCUGUCUCCUCAAUACCCUGAGCCUUACCCACCAUUAAAAGAAUGUGACUGGAAGCUGACCGUGUCUUCUGACUAUGUGAUCGCACUCUCAUUUAACAUUUUUAAUCUUGAGCCUGGUUAUGAUUUUCUGCACAUCUACGAUGGCCCGGACUCGCUGAGCCCACUAAUAGGAAGUUUUUAUGGCUCCCAGCUUCCUGACAGGAUAGAGAGCAGCAGCAACAAUUUGUUCAUCGCAUUUCGCAGUGAUGCUUCUGUGAGCAGCGGAGGUUUCGUCAUUGACUACACAGAGAAUCCCAGAGAGUCUUGUUUUGACCCAGGAGCAAUAAAAAAUGGCACUCGUGUUGGGAGUGACCUAAAACUUGGUUCUACUGUAACUUACUAUUGCGAUAGUGGCUAUGAGGUUGACGGAGCAUCCACUCUAACAUGUGUGAUGGGAGGAGAUGGAAAGCCAAUCUGGAACUUCCCACGUCCUACAUGUAUAGCCCCCUGUGGAGGACAGUAUAUCAGCCAGGAUGGGGUCAUUCUUUCCCCUAAUUACCCCAGUAACUAUACGUCUGGACAGAGCUGUUCUUAUUUUAUUGUUGUUCCGAAAGAUUAUGUGGUUUUUGGGCAGUUCACCUUCUUCCAGACAGCUCUCAAUGAUGUAGUUGAAGUCCACGAUGGGGCCAAUGAACAAGCUCGUCUUCUUAGCUCUCUCUCUGGAUCUCAUACUGGUGAAUCUCUACCUCUUGCAACUUCCAAUCAGAUUUUAAUUAAGUUCAGUGCCAAGGGACAGGCGACAGCCAAAGGAUUUCAUUUUGUGUACCAAGCUGUUCCUCGUACUAGUGCCACUCAGUGUAGCUCAAUACCUGAACCCAAGUAUGGACGCCGCAUUGGCAAUGACUUCUCAGUUGGAGCCAUUGUCCGUUUUGAGUGCAUACCGGGCUAUGCAUUGCAGGGCUCCAAGAAUAUUGAAUGUCAGGCAGUGAUUGGAGCCCUGGCCCAGUGGAACACUUCAGUGCCAUCUUGUGUGGUGCCUUGUGGAGGGAAUCUGACUGAACGCAAAGGAACCAUCCUGUCUCCAGGCUUCCCUGAGCCAUACUUAAACAGUUUAAACUGUGUAUGGAAAAUCACUGUCCCGGAAGGAGCAGGGAUCCAGAUCCAGGUUAUUAGCUUUGGUACAGAACAAAAUUGGGACUCGCUGGAAGUCUUUGAUGGAGGAGACAACACGGCCACCAUGCUGGGAAGUUUUUCAGGAACCACAGUACCAGCAUUGCUGAACAGCACGUCAAACCACCUCUACUUGCACUUCUUCUCUGAUAUCAGCGUGUCUGCAGCUGGCUUUCAUCUGGAAUACAAAACUGUAGGCCUUGCCAGUUGCCCAGAACCAGCCAUUCCCAGUAAUGGAGUGAAAUCUGGAGAAAGAUACCUUGUGAAUGAUGUGGUCUCCUUCCAAUGUGAACCAGGAUAUACCCUACAGGGCCAUUCACAUAUUUCAUGUAUGCCAGGGACAGUAAGACGCUGGAAUUAUCCACCUCCUCUGUGUAUUGCACAAUGUGGAGGAGUAACAGAAGACAUGGAAGGUGUUAUACUGAGCCCUGGAUUCCCAGGAAACUACCCUAGUAAUUUGGACUGCACCUGGAAGAUCUCCUUACCGGUGGGAUUUGGAGCACACAUCCAGUUUCUCAGUUUCUCAAGUGAAGCCAAUCAUGACUUUGUGGAGAUCCGCAAUGGCCCACAUGAAACCAGUAGUGUUAUUGGGCGGUUUAGUGGGUCAGAGACACCUGGCAACCUCCUUUCUACAUCCCAUGAAACCUCAAUAUACUUCCACAGUGACCACUCUCAGAACAAACCAGGUUUUAAACUUGAGUAUCAAGCCUAUGAGCUUCAAGAGUGUCCAGAUCCAGAACCAUUUUCUCAUGGUGUAGUUCGAGGAGCAGGCUACAAUGUUGGACAAUCCAUCUCCUUUGAGUGUACUCCUGGUUACCAGUUAAUUGGUCAUCCAGUUUUGACAUGCCAGCAUGGCACCAACAGAAACUGGGAUCACCCAUUUCCUAGGUGUGAAGUUCCAUGUGGAGGGAAUGUCACUGCCUUCAAUGGUUCCAUCUAUUCUCCUGGCUUCCCUAACCAAUAUCCAAAUUCUCUGGAUUGUUCCUGGAUCAUUACUGUUCCAGUAGGAUAUGGAAUUCAUAUGAACUUCACUAUCCUGGAGACAGAACCUCUGAAUGAUCACAUCACUAUCUGGGAUGGUCCCUAUCAAACAGAUCCUCAGCUGGGUGUUUUCUCCAGCAGUUCGAAUAAGAGAUUUACUAUGAGCUCCUCCAAUGAAGUCUUUAUCACUUUUCACAGCAAUGCUGCCAAUGGCGGAAUCUUUGCUUUGUACUUCUAUGGAUACCGACUUCGGAAAUGUAAGCCUCCAAUGACAGUGCCAAAUGGAGAGGUUCUGUCAGGAAGUGAGGAGUUCCUAAUGGGGGACAUUGUACGUUAUAAAUGCCUCCCAGGAUUUACAUUGAUGGGGCCUGAGAUUUUGAUAUGUCGGCUUGGAACUCGCUUGCAGUUUGAAGACCCACCUCCAACCUGUGAAGUACUCUGCCCAGUCAAUGAAAUCCUAACAGACUCCACUGGAGUAAUUCUCAGCCAAAGUUAUCCCGGCACUUACCCUCAAUUUCAGACAUGUUCCUGGCUUAUUAAAGUUGAAGCUGGAUACAACGUGACACUGACAGUGGAAUAUUUUCUCAGUGAAAAGCAGUAUGAUGAAUUUGACAUUUUUGAUGGACCAUCUGGUCAGAGCACUUUGCUUACAUCUUUGAGCGGCAACUAUUCAGCCCCCAUGACCUUCACAAGUACAGGAAACAAGGUUCUUUUACGGUGGCUGUCUGACCAUGCAUAUAGCAGAAAGGGUUUUAAGAUACGCUAUUCAGCCGCAUACUGUAGUCUCCCUCGUCCUCCUCUCCAUGGCUCUGUACUGGGUCCUGUCAUCAAUCCCCCUGGAGGAGUAGUGCGGUUCACUUGCAAUCCUGGCUAUCGGCUUAUUGGAAUUAACUCAGCUACAUGCCUACGCCGUCCUCAAGGCUAUUAUGACUGGAACUCAGAGGUGCCAUUAUGUCAGGCUAUGUUUUGUGGAGUCCCAGCUGCUCCUAAGAAUGGAGUGGUAUUUGGAAAGGAGUACACUGUAGGUACCAAGGCUCUGUAUGAAUGCAAUGAAGGACACCAUCUCUUGAAUCCUGAAGAUACAGUUGCAGAGUGUCUACCUUCUGGGCACUGGAGCAAUGGCAACAACCCACCACAAUGUGUAGCUGUCACAUGUCCAGAAAUCAACAGCCUGAACACAGAACAUGGUCGCUGGCGUCUUAUUCAUAAAACUCAGUAUCAGUAUGGAGCUGAGCUCAUGUUAAUAUGUGACCCCGGCUACUACUACAUGGGACCUCGCAUUAUCCGUUGUCAAGCCAAUGGAUCGUGGAGUGUGGGGGAAAAUGUGCCAACCUGCAACAUUAUUUCCUGUGGGGACCUGCCAACGCCAGCUAAUGGAAAUAAAAUUGGUAUGCUGACCCAGUAUGGUGCGACUGCCAUCUUUGCCUGUAAUAGUGGCUACACCCUGGUGGGGUCCCGUGUGCGCGAAUGUAUGGCAAAUGGAUUGUGGAGUGGACAAGAAGUCAAGUGCUUGGCUGGUCACUGUGGGACCCCAGAACCUAUAGUAAAUGGCAUGAUUAAUGGGCAGAAUUAUAAUUAUCGAGACAGCGUGGUAUACCAAUGCAAUGCCGGCUUCAGAUUGAUUGGAAAAUCUGUCAGGAUAUGUCAGCAGGACCAUCGAUGGUCAGAAAGGUCCCCCAUCUGUGUUCCAAUAACAUGUGGACAUCCUGGCAAUCCGGGAAAUGGAAUAACUCAGGGAUCCCAGUUUAACCUUAAUGACAUGGUGAAGUUUGGAUGCAAUCCUGGGUAUGUCCUAGAGGGUGUUACUCAAGCUCAGUGCCAAGCCAAUGGACAGUGGAGUUAUGCCCUGCCAACAUGCAGAAUCUUAAACUGUACAGACCCUGGACAUGUUGAGAAUGGCCUCAGACGGGUUCUACAGAAAGGUCCAGAUCGAUUCAGCUUUGGUACAUCCGUCUCCUAUGAAUGCAGCCAUGGUUACUAUUUAAUGGGAACACAUGUUCUUUCCUGCCAGGGAGAUGGCACUUGGGACCAAGAUCUCCCCAGCUGCCAUUUGAUCUCUUGUGGUUCCCCUGGCCUUCCACCAAAUGCCCAGUUAUCAGGAAGAAGAUACACAGUGGAUUCUGUAGUCCAGUAUAGCUGCCUUGGCAAGCGAACCCUUAUUGGUAAUUCCACCCGUAUUUGCCAGGUGGAUGGGCGAUGGAGUGGCUUCUUACCUCACUGCUCAGGUGGCAGUGCCAGUGAGUGCGGGGACCCCGGCGUGCCAUCCCAUGGACUUCGACAAGGCAAUGAGUUUACCAUUGAUAACAUAGUGCGGUUCAGUUGUGAAGCUGGAUACAUCCUACGGGGGUCUGCAGAAAGAAAAUGUCUGUUCAAUGGUUCAUGGAAUGGAUUCCAGCCAGAGUGUGAAGUGGUUUCAUGUGGGAACCCAGGAACCCCCAGCAACUCACGGGUGAUAUUUAAUGAUGGCCUAGUAUUCUCCAGCUCCAUUGUAUAUGAGUGUCGUGAGGGUUACUACUACAGUGGACCUCUAAGAAGGGACUGCACUGUUAAUGGUACAUGGUCUGGCACCUCUCCUGAGUGUACAGUAAUCAACUGUGGGGACCCUGGAACUCCAGCUAAUGGUAUCCGCCUGGACAAUGACUUUCGUUACAAUCAAACAGUGUCAUUCCAGUGUUUGCCUGGAUAUAUGAUGGAAUCAGACCGAGCGAAAACACUAUACUGUACAAAAGAUCGCACCUGGAAUGGAACAAAACCAGUCUGUAAAGCUAUCACAUGCCCACCUCCUCCAACUAUCCCUAAUGGGAAGGCAGUGGGAUCAGACUUUCUGUGGGGUUCCAGCCUUUCAUACACUUGUUCAGAAGGGUAUCAGCUGUCCUUACCAGCCAUCUUGACAUGUGAGAGCAACAGGACCUGGGUAGGAGAAGUUCCACAAUGCUUCCCUGUGUUCUGUGGAGAUCCUGGCACGCCUGCUCAUGCUCGAAGAGGGGACAGAGGCUUCAGCUACCGGUCAUCCAUAACUUUUUCAUGCCCCCCUCCUCUGGUCUUGGUGGGAUCCUCAAGAAGGAUAUGUCAAUCAGAUGGCACAUGGAGUGGGACUCAGCCAAGCUGCAUCGAUCCCUCCCAUACAUCCUGCUCUGACCCAGGGCUCCCAACAUUCGGAAUGCAGAACAGCUCUCAAGGGUUCCAGGUUGGUAGCACCGUAUUAUUUAAGUGUCAGAAAGGGUACCUGCUACAAGGCUCUACUACACGGACCUGUCUCCCAAACUUGACUUGGAGUGGGGUGCAGCCAGAGUGCAUUCCCCACAACUGCAGACAACCUGAGACGCCUCCUCAUGCCAAUGUGGGAGCAUUAGAUCUUCCAUCUUUAGGCUACACCUUGAUUUAUACUUGCCAGUCUGGUUAUUAUCUGACAGGAGGUUCUGAACAUAGAACCUGCAGAGUGGAUGGGAGCUGGACAGGAAAGCCACCUGUAUGCCUUGCUGAUUUAAGGCCCAGUGGAAACCCUAUUUCUCCAGCUAAGGAACCUCCUAUCCAAAAAACUUCAGUCCCUGCAGAUGUUUUCGCUAAGGAUUCGCUUUGGAAAGGAUCUUAUGAAUAUCAAGGAAGAAAGCAGCCAGCAAUGCUUACAGUAACCAGUUAUGAGGUUGUGAGCAGUAAAGUUAAUGCUACCAUGAUUGAUCAUAGUGGGGUAGAGCUUCAAGUGUCUGGUGUUUUCAAAAAGGAAGAAUUCCAUCUCCUUCUCCAGGCUUACCAGAUUCGAGGACCAAAGGACAUUGUCAUGGAGAAGUUUAAGAUGGAGAGCUGGGCCUUGGACGGACAUGUGUCAUCUGAAUCUGCAGGAGGAACGUAUGUUUAUCAGGGAUUUGUGCGUGGGAAAGGAUUUGGCCAGUUUGGACUUCAAAGGAUAGACAGGAGAUUACUAGAAAAUAGUCCCGACACUAUAGGACAUUUCCCAUCCAAUAGCAGUUCAGUGGCAGCUGCUAUCCUUGUGCCUUUUAUAGCUCUCAUUAUUGCUGGUUUUGUCCUAUAUCUCUACAAACACAGAAGACCCAAGGUUCCAUUUAAUGGGUUUGCCGGACAUGAAAAUACGAAUGGUCGGGCCACAUUUGAGAAUCCUAUGUAUGAGCGAAAUGUCCAGCCCACAGAAAUUGUGGCAAAUGAGACAGAGUUUACGGUCAGCACAGUGUGCACUGCUGUAUAGCACCCGCCCUUUACAGUGAACUGGGUUUACUUGGAGUCUCCAUCCUCUCUUUCCCUUGCCCUGCACAUCAUCAGUGGGCAGCUGAUUUCACCAGUGCCACUUCUAGCCUCACCAUUUUUGAUGACAUCCAAUGUGUGCCGGGCUGGUGGACUCAGGAGAAACCAGAAGCAUACCCUAUGUACCAAGAUGAAGUAAUGGUAACGGCAGACAACACACCCUCUCUGCACCAAUCUGCUAGAGUCUUAUGGAGCCUUGGCAACUGGGUGUCUCAUAACAUGUGGCAAGGCUGGCAACUCAAGAGGUCCUUAUCCUCCAGGGACACCGUGCAAGUGCUUUUAUACCGAACUUGUAUACAUGCAAUGUUGGUUGGAAGUGGAUAUAAACAAAUCUAUAUAUACAAAUAUACAUAUUUUUAUUCUGCAAAGAACCAGUUCCAAAAAGUGCUUUCCCUCCAUUCUUCUCUGCCUGACCCCUGCAGCAUACAACAGACUGCGUGGCGUUGGUAGGAAGGGGGAGCGCAGCCUUACAACCAAGCCCAAAGUUGGCAUUUUUGUUUUAAACCGGCCAACACUUGAAGGAAAAUUGUUUAUCAAUUCAGCUCAAAACUAGCCCUUCUUAGUGGUCACCUAAGCACAUUGGUGCUUGCCGUUCCAGCUGAAGUUUCAACCAACCUAAAAUUCCACUUUACAUUAUUCUGGAAAUUUUCCCGCAUUACUGUACCUCAAAGUCACGUUCAGUAGGAUGUUUGAGUUUUUCUGAGCAAUGCAUUGCAGGUCCUUAAAAUUUAUUACUGCUUUUCCUUGUUAUUAAAAUGCAUUUCAGGUUCACAUUAUUGUGAUUAAAGGGACCCUUGCCAAAAUGAACUUUACAGGAGACCUUAUGAAGAAUGUUCCUGACUUGGACAUUCGAAUGUUCUUCUGUGUGCCGCUGAGGGAGGGAGACUAGUCAUGUGUCACCUUCUGUAGUUAAAAAAAACCUCCUUCAAUGACAAUGAAUGAAAUUCAGAUUUUUUUGAAUGUUAUGUUAUACCAGGCUACAUCAUAUCACCAACACUUCAGUCAUACAUAUGUUUAUGUUUUCAGCUUUUAAAUUGGACAUGUGCAGUAUGAUAUGAAUUCUACCAAAAAUGGUUCCCAAACCCUGCCCUUUAGUAGGAUGUCAGAUGUUAGAAGCAGUUACUACUAAAGGAACCAAUAUUGAUCCUUUUCUAAACAAUCACUUGGUAGUCUCCAGAAACACAUUUUAUUGCCUGGUUUUUAUUACUGUGCUACUCUUCAUGCUAAAACCAUUGACUACCUCUUCUGUUAUUGUGUGCUGAACUGUUUGCAGCAUUUCUAUGUGUCUCCUGACACCGUCUGGGUACAAGCAUUCAUAGUUCUUUUUAGCAUUUUGUGACAAUUCUCAUUUUAUUUUUGUCAUAUGCAUAACUGAAACUUGUGAAUAAUUUGGUAUUCUGAGCCUACAAAAUUAACUGAAUCUGCAACUAUAGUGUUACAAAUAGGAUACCACAAAUAUUUCAGUUUGGCGUGAAGUUCCUUCUUGUGCAAUGUAUAAAUGUGGCCAGCUUUUAAGAAACAAGUGCCAACACUAUCUGCUACUUACUAACCAGAGAAUGCCUGGAGUCAGAGUUUCAGCAGACUCACAGGGUGGGCACCUCUGGCAGAUGUAAUGUUUGGCACUAUAGCCCACCUCUAUGGAGAUGACCUGGCAUGGCUUGUGUACCCCCAUAUGUGUCCCUGCAAUGCAUUGCUACAUUUUACUGUACAAUUAUACCUUUCUGUUGGCAGUUGUACCAUCAGCCAACGGAUUAAACUUUACUGUAGUGUCACAGGGAUAUGCUGUACAGGCACAUGUAGCAGUUUCUAUUGCACUUGUUAAUGAACAGAUGAGAAAAAGUUGAAUGUAGCCGGUAUAUUUAUUUAUAUUUAAAUAUUUUGUUUGUCUACUGAGAUUAACACAGAAAUCAAGAAUGAAAGGGAUAAGUGCAGUGCCACUAUGUCUUUAGAAUUGGAGUUUCUGCCUGUUUUAAGUAACAUAGAAUAAUGACUGAUACACAAUAUGGCUAGAAUGUUCGGAGUCUCAUAGCUCCCAUUGUAUUCUUAUGCUUAAUAAAUCAGAUGCAUAAACUUUGUGUUCUAGCUAUACCUAAACAAGCAGAAAUGGCCAUUUCUAUUCAAAGUAAAUAAAAUGUUUAGCAACUUGUUCUAUUGGUGCUUUAACCUCUUUGCACAACACAGUUGAGCCGACUGCGGUAUACGGCAGAUAUGCAGAUGGUGAACUUACCUAGCUCGGGUUUUCAAUGAGGCUACUCUCUUUCUCCCUGUCCGUUCCCAACUCCUCCAGUCUGAAAUGCAAACAUUAUCAGGACUAGCGAAAUAGCUCAUUGCUUUGCCAAUGGCCUCCCCUUUGCGACCCACUUACUACCAGUGGAAAGGACAAACAGAAUAAAUAGACUAUUUUGUACAGAGAUAUAUUUUUAUGAAGAUAAUUUGUACAGGUUAAAAAAAAUAUAGAAAUUAAAAAAAUCUAAAUGAAACUGAAACCUUUAUGUCCUAUUUGGAUUAUUGUAUCCUAUGGUAGUGAUGAGCUUUUUUGUAAAUGUAAAAAUGUACAAAUGCCUUGUUUACAGAAGAUGACUGUAUAUAUGUAAUCUAUACACACUUUGGCUUGUCUGCAAUAUAAACUGUUUAAUUUAUGUGUCUCUGUAUAUGAGGCUUUCUUUUUGUUCAAUUUGCCUUUUAAUUUUCAUGAUUUUGAAAAGCUAUUUUAAAUUUUUGGAAUUCAAAUUAAAUCUAAAUUUUUGCAUUG
Molecule: messenger RNA, 13922 nt
Organism: Hyla sarda
Lineage: Eukaryota; Metazoa; Chordata; Amphibia; Anura; Hylidae
Gene: CSMD2
Product: CUB and Sushi multiple domains 2
Exons: 71
Coding region: 321-11114 (3597 amino acids)
Source: RefSeq, a predicted model, not a curated record